GUGUCGGCUCCGAGCUUCAACAGCUCCCCACACGCCCGCGCCUCACUACUACUUGGCUGCGCGUGCGCUCUUGCUUUUUCGUUUCUUUCAUUCCUUUGAAUUGCAUAUCCACUGCUUGUAUGAGUCUUUGGCGUUAGGUCUUUAGCGUGUGCACCCGGCAAGACGAAAGAGGACCCUUGGUUCGCCAUGGCGGACAACAAGCGCAACAGCGUUGCGGGCAAGGUUGCGACACCGAACCUCAAGGCUGGCACCGCAUCUAACAAGGACGUCAUUGACGCCGAUUCCAAUCUGUACAAGGCCGUGGGAUCGCGCAUCAAGAUAACAUGCGCUCCCGGCAAGAAUGUCCUCGAGGGCACUCUCUUUACGGCCUGCAACAUUACCCACGCCAUAGCCAUCAACACCGCGCCUGCCCCACCGAAUCCCUCCACCUCUGCUCUCAGCCAGCCAGGCGAUUACCACAUUAUCCCUUUUGCACACAUUGAAUCUUUUGAAAUUCUCGGAUCAGGCGAGCGGGCGCCUGAGUCGACAGCGGGCUUCAACGGAGCACUUCCUAGCAUAUCCAAGGUUGACCUAGCGGCACUGCAAGCCCGUGAAGAUCAGACGAUUCGCGAAAUGAAAAAGAAGGAUGCGCAGAAGGGCAAGGGCGUUAGUGCGGAAGCGCAGGAGCUAUUCGAUGCCAUCUCGAGGACACUACCGACCCGCUGGGCAGACACUCAGAUUGUAGUUAGCGACUCAGUUUUGAUCCAAUCGCCAUACACACUCGACAGCAUCCGAGCACCCGCCGACAAGGCGCAGGCUGAGAAGCACGUGCGCAAGAUUGUCGAACACUACUACCAGCGCAAGAAGGGAGCACAAGCAGGAGUAGCGCGCGCUCCAGUUGCUGUACCUAAUGCCCCACGAAAGGGUGGUUAGAUGUAACGUAGCCUGCAUGGAGUUGGCUUGCGGCACUUUUUUUGAGGUAGAGAUUAGGUCCAAGGAUGGGCAUCACCUUUUCGACAUGCAAAUCAUCGCAUAGAACGGUUAGCAGCUAGGAAAAUGUGGCCAAAUUACCAAACAAGCCGCAGAGCUUAAGAAGUCUUGCGCAGUAAGGAGAAAGAAAGAAGGGAAGAAAUCGGUGAGGGGCGUGGAAUGUCGAUAGUAUGCCGCAUAUGAUUUCAGUGGAGCCGAGGCAACAUUGUGAUCUCAUAUGUGAAAGUGAGAGUACCUAUGUUUUAAAUAAAUCACAAACAAAAUGUUUAAAUUUCAAGACUAUUGUUGGGAG
Bipolaris sorokiniana ND90Pr is the source of this 1261-nucleotide messenger RNA. RefSeq lists its product as uncharacterized. The coding region runs from base 187 to 912 and encodes 241 amino acids. The record is from RefSeq and is a predicted model, not a curated record. Lineage: Eukaryota; Fungi; Ascomycota; Dothideomycetes; Pleosporales; Pleosporaceae. The transcript has 3 exons.